CAUAUUUCCGGGCUAAAACGGGUGACCCAUUAACUUUUGACCCACUAGCUCAACCGGGUCCGGGUCAACCAGCGGGUUGACAACCUUGCUUGGCAGCGACCCACGUCAGCACUUGCGUCGUCAAUAAUGAGAACACCGGUCGCACUUGGCGUCAAGGAUUUCGCCUUAAUGCCACUUGGAGAUGGCGGCUGAUUCUGAUUCAGGACAGAACAGCAUUCGGUGCCAGGUUCCCACCACCAACCAUCUAUAAUGGCAGCUUUCAAAAUGGGUUUUCAAAAGCUACAGGUAACUCUUAGACAUUAACCCUAUCCUUCCUCCUCGCACGCUCUCAGUCCUAUCUAAUGUCGACGGCGAAGGGAACUGUAUGCGUGACCGGCGCCGGAGGUUUCUUGGGCUCCUGGGUUGUUCAUCUCCUCCUCUCCAAGAACUAUCUAGUCCGAGGCACCGUGAGAGAUCCCUUGGAUGAGAAAUAUGCCCACUUGAAUCAGCUCCCGAACGCAUCCUCGAAUCUGAAGCUCGUGAAGGCCGAUUUACUCGAUUACCCAUCCCUGUUCUCUGCAAUUCAAGGCUGCUCGGGAGUUUUCCAUGUCGCCAGCCCUCUUCCCUUUUCCCCUGUGGCAAACCCUCAGGUUGACUUAAUCGAGCCAGCGGUGACAGGAACCCUAAAUGUUCUGAAAGCAUGCCUCGAAGCGAAAGUCGAGCGAGUUGUGGUUGUGUCCUCUGGUGCUGCUCUUAUGAUGAACCCUUCCUGGCCCGAUACUCGAGCCAUGGAUGAGUCUUGCUGGUCCGACGUUGAACAUUGCAGAGCUAUUGAGAAUUGGUACUGUGCCUCCAAGACAGAAGCUGAGAGCAAGGCAUUUGAGUUUGGGAAAGCCAAUGGACUUGAUGUAGUAAGUGCUUGUCCCAAUCUCAUCUUCGGGCCAAUCCUUCAGCCUACGGCGAAUGCAAGUUCCUUGCUUCUCGCCAAGCUUUUGAAAGAAGGACAUGACUUGGAGGAUAAUAGGCACCACCGGAUUGUGGAUGUGCGGGAUGUAGCUGAAGCAUUGGUUCUGGUGUACGAAAAGCCUGAGGCACAAGGGAGAUACAUCUGCACUUCGCAUUCAGUCCAUGUUAAGGAUAUUGUUGAUAUUUUGAAGGACGAGUAUCCCAGCUACAACUAUCCUAAGAACUUUACAGAUGGACAGCAGAAGAAAGAAAUGAGUUCAGAGAAGUUGCAGAGGCUUGGCUGGAGCUACCGUUCACUGCAAGAAACCCUGGUGGACUCAGUGGAGAGUUAUAAGAAGGCUGGUUUAUUGGACUAGAACUGAACUCUUUCCUGUGCUUGGUAAACCCAAGUUUCUGGUGUGGAUGAGGACAUCACAAGUUCACAUCGAAGAGUUUGAUCAUUUUUUGGCAGAGAGAGUUGUUUCGAUUGUGUACACCAUUGGUUUUCUAACUGUUUAAUGAUAGCUACGUGAUCUGCACGGUCGUAAAACACGAUAAAGAUAUCGACGAACAUUAGGGGCCCUGGCCGCGGAUUCUGGACCAAACUGCGAUUAGCACUCUCAUCCAUGUGACUUGUUGUGUUAGAUACGGACCGUCCAUGGACCGACCUGGUGUCUAAGGUCCGAUUUGUAUAAUGGCAGAGCGACAGCCAUCUCAGAUACGCAGAUCGAAUAAUAUAACCCUACCCGAGAAUGACAAAAGAUACUGAUUGUCAAUACUCAAAUACUCUAGCAUUAUUCGUCUGACAACAAGGCCCAUGUUAGCUUCUCACGCUUGAUUGUUUCCCAAGGAACUUGUUGUUUGUGCUUUUACCCUACAAUGCACAUGGGAAUGGAGUGGGGGAAAUGUACGUGGGCACGGUCCAAGCACGCUUUGUCCCCAUUUAUUUCGUGUCCUGCUUGGCAAGGUCCGUUAGUUUUUGUGUCGUAUUGUGCCAGUUUAUUUGUUAUUUUUGCUAGGCUCGAUUCGAGUCUGAGCACGGUUUGAAUCGUGUCGUGCCUAUUUUUGUUCGUGAUGCACUCAUAAUCGUGCUAAUUAAAAAGGAAGAAAAUAAAAGAGGCAAUGAAAAAAGGAGAAAAUUGGGCGGAGAAUGUAAGUAUUAACAAAUGAUAUUUGAGAAAUGUAACAAAUAAGGGGUGGAAAAGAAAAUUGGAAGUAUAUCGUGGUGUGAUUUGCCUUUGUUUAAUUAUUCGUCUAUUUUUUCUUUUGGUAGUAAUUACGCAUAUAUUUUUAUGAUCACUUCUAACAACAAUAAAUAAUUAUUUUUGUAAUUGCAUGUUGUAAUAUUUGAACCUAUAAUUCUUUUUAUAUUUAUUUCUAUUAAAUAAAUAUUCUUUUCGUUCCAUUUUCGUUCUUAUACUCAAUAAGCUCUCGAAAAUAUUAGGCUCGACACAGCUCACUUACAGAUCGUGCCGUGCCCGUGCUCUUAAAGUUUAGGCCCGACACGACCCUUGAAUUAUUCGUGCUCGUGCUGGACCGGCCCAUAUAUUUCGUUUCGUGCUCUAACCAUGCAGUGUCGUGUUAGCCCGUGGGCGGCGCGGCCCGUUACCCACAUACAGGGGGAAACUAUGAAUUAAAAAAUGUUUUGAUUUUCUUAAAAAAAAUUGUUUUGGUCGUACAAUUUUUUUUGUUUUAACCUGAUGUUGUAUGUUUACUACCUACGAAUAAAAAUAUCCAUCGUGGCAGAUAGCUAAUCCAAUCUAGUUGGAUAGGGUAAAAUUAGAACUCGAAAAAUUGUCAGCUGAUAAUAGUAAAAUCUAAAUUCGAAU
This is a messenger RNA of Linum trigynum, 2753 nucleotides long. Lineage: Eukaryota; Viridiplantae; Streptophyta; Magnoliopsida; Malpighiales; Linaceae. The record is from the annotation of a GenBank genome assembly.